Messenger RNA from Ailuropoda melanoleuca (giant panda), 6879 nucleotides. RefSeq names its product DENN domain containing 2B (gene DENND2B). Lineage: Eukaryota; Metazoa; Chordata; Mammalia; Carnivora; Ursidae. Gene Ontology annotation, biological process: positive regulation of ERK1 and ERK2 cascade. The record is from RefSeq and is a predicted model, not a curated record. The coding region runs from base 1681 to 5079 and encodes 1132 amino acids. The transcript is spliced from 20 exons.
CAGUAAACUAGCAUUUGUAAAUGAACUAUGGUUUCCUAGUUUACGGGUCUUCUUUAGAGUCUCAAAGUUUAGUGGAAAUGUUUGAGGAAAGAAGUGGAUCCGGCCACAACUUUCACUUGCUGGAAAUUGAACAUUGACUAGUUUCUGUUAGUGGCUCCUUCUUUUUUGAGGGAUUGAUCCUGUUUGGAUUCUACAAAUCAAGGGUCAGGAUUCUGAAAUGAAAAUGUGUGGGCUGUUUAUAAACUCUGAUUCCUUGGUGCUCAUGAAAUCUGUGUUCAGCCUUGUCAGCCAGCUUAGAUGGAAUAGUUUGUGAAGGGCAGAGCGGGAUGAGAUUGAAUUUCGUUUUAGCAUAGAUUCUUGACACACAGAGGAAUUUUCUUUUGUAAUGGGACUCUGCUUUCCCGUCUCCCCUGUCUCUGUCUGUUUUAGUAACUACUUUGCUUCUGAAGGAAAAGAUAUAUGGUUAGGAAAGAUUCCUUUAGACAGUGUUUUUAUCUGAUUCACUGAGCAGACAUGAGAUGGUCACCUACCAUGAGCGGGUCCCUACCAAGAGUGGGGACAUACGGAUGCAUUAGGGGCGUGGCUGAGAAGAUUGCUUCGGCCAGAUCUCAAAGGGCUUGACCCUUCCAGGCACUGGGGAGUCCUUCUUUUGAAAAUAGGAAAGGGACACAGUUGGUUUUGGUUGGUAGAAAAGAAACCUGUGAGACCAUGUGGAAGAUAGAAUGGGAGAGUGGGGAGAAAACUUCUGUUACCUGGUGUAACUAGUGGGGUAGUAUUCCAGUCUCUCACAGUUCAUUUAAAGCGGAGUAUAAGGGAAUUCUGGAGGGUCUGAACUCCAGGUUACAGGUUUUCAGACUUAAGCGGGCCCCAAUUCACCUGAGAGCUAGUUUCCAAUUCAGUAGGUCUGAAGGGGGCCUGAGAAUGUGCAUUUUUAAGCAAGUUUCUAAGUGCUGCUGAAGGUUGGGAACCACUGUGUAAGAGGCUCAGCCUCUGAGAUUCAGAUAAGGGUGUGAGGGCCAGAUGUAAUCCAUAUGCCUUCUUUCAGUGACCUAGAACUUCAUGUCUAUACUUUGCAAUCUCUUGGGUGGCUUACCACCAUAAUGUCAACAAAGCCUGGUAAGGCUUGUGCCCUCGGUCACAGUGACUCUUCUCACGAUAUCCGUAUCACUUCCGGAUGGGGUUUCCAGCUGAGUGCUCGUCCCUAAACAGCUGUUUGACUUCUUCUUGGAAAAUGCCCAUGCUGGGCACUUGAUUCUAUUAGGAUAGAUGACAUUGAUGCGGGAUAAGCUCCCACCUGCCCUUUAGCACACCCCCUGGUUGGCAGGACUGUUUCAGGGACUGCAGGCAGGCUGAGCACCGAGUGUGUGCUGUUGAUUAACCACGUUUACACAGGACAUGCCUGGGAGAUUAUCUCUUUAGCCCAGGAGUUGAAUUUCCAGGGCAAAGUCCACAGUUGGCAGCUGAUAGGCUGAGAACACCUGGAAGAGAGAAUUUCACUUGGCUUUCACUUAGCCAGGCCUCAGUGCCUCUUCCCAGAGAGGUCAGGCAUUCUACUUGUCUGCUGCCCAGGAGGGUAUCUUUGGGAUGCUUCUCGCAGAACAGUGUGGCUCCAGGGACUGCCCCCUUGCUAUCUAGUUCAAGACCCGUGGCUUCAGGGCUCUGGGUUUGCAGAGAGUAGAAAUGACCAUGACUGCCAACAAGAAUUCCAGCAUCACCCACGGAGCUGGAGGCACUAAGGCCCCUCGGGGGACUCUGAGCAGGUCUCAGUCAGUCUCUCCACCUCCAGUCCUCUCCCCACCAAGGAGUCCCGUCUACCCGCUCAGUGAUAGUGAAACGUCAGCCUGCAGGUACCCAAGCCGCUCCAGCUCCCGGCUGCUCCUCAAGGACUGGCACCCCCGUGAUCUUUCACCCCCAAAUCCUCAAGCUCCCUCCCCGGACACUUCACCACCCAUCUGUCCCCUCAAGGCCACCAACUUCAGCUAUUUGGACAGAAGCCCUUCAGCGUGCAAGAGAGAGGACCAGAAGGAGAACGUCCAAGGGGCAGCCCAGGAUGUAGAGGGAGUAGCUGCUUGCCUCCCCCUUGCCCAGAGCACCCCAUCCCUGGGGCCAACAGCUGGCCCACGGAGCUUCUUUCUGAACCGCACCGGCACCCGUGCCCACAGCCUGGGCAUCCGGGAGAAGAUUUCAGCAUGGGAGGGGCGCCGAGAGGCUUCGCCCAGGAUGAGCAUAUGCGGGGAGAAGCGGGAGGGCUCUGGGGGUGAGUGGGCGCUCAGUGAGGGCUGUCCCAGCGUGGCGCCAUCCCCCUGCAGCUCAGAAAAAGCCUUCGAUUUCAAGGGCCUCCGGAGGAUGAGCAGGACCUUCUCAGAGUGCUCCUACCCUGAGACCGAGGAGGAGGGGGAGGCGCUCCCUGUCCGGGACCCUUUCUGUCGGCCGGAGAGACGGGCAGGCCGGAGUGAGCCCAGCGCCUUCCUCAGGGGGCAUGGCAGCAGGAGAGAGAGCUCAGCAGUGCUGAGUCGGAUCCAGAAAAUUGAACAGGCCCUGAAGGAGCAGCCAGGCCGGGGACUCCCCCAGCUCCCCAGCAGCUGCUACAGUGUAGACCGAGGGAGAAGGAAGACUGGGACCUUGGGUACCUUGGAGGAACCAACAGGGAGCACGAGUGUGAACACUGGCAGCCGGGCAGGAGGAGUGGCUGGAGUUGGGGGGGAGGCAGGCCCACCCCUGGAGAGGGAUGGCAGUGGCUCCACUAAGCCAGGGACCCCUGGAAAUAGCCCGAGCUCCCAGCUGCUGCCAUCAAAGAGCUCCCCUGAUCCCGCUGUGAACCCUGUCCCCAAACCCAAGCGCACCUUUGAGUAUGAGGCUGACAAGAACCCCAAGAGUAAGCCAAGCAAUGGUCUACCUCCUUCGCCCACACCUGCUGCUCCACCCCCCCUGCCCUCCACCCCAGCCCCACCAGUCACCCGGAGACCCAAGAAGGACAUGCGUGGUCACCGCAAGUCCCAGAGCAGAAAAUCCUUUGAGUUUGAGGAUGCAUCCAGUCUCCAGUCCCUGUACCCCUCUUCUCCCACUGAGAAUGGUACUGAGAGCCAACCCAAGUUUGGAUCCAAAAGCACUUUAGAAGAGAAUGCCUAUGAAGAUAUUGUGGGAGAUCUGCCCAAGGAGAAUCCAUAUGAGGAUGUGGAUUUAAAGAGCCGAAGAGCAGGACGAAAAUCCCAGCAACUGUCUGAAAACUCCUUGGACUCUUUGCACAGGAUGUGGGGUCCUCAGGACAGGAAGUACAACAACCCACCCACUCAGCUCUCCCUGAAACCCAGCAGCCAGUCCCUGCGCAGUGGGAACUGGUCAGAGAGGAAGAGCCACCGGCUGCCGCGAUUACCCAAGAGGCACAGCCAUGACGACAUGCUGCUGCUGGCUCAGCUGAGCCUGCCGUCUUCACCCUCCAGCCUCAACGAGGACAGCCUCAGCACCACCAGCGAGCUGCUGUCCAGUCGCAGGGCCCGCCGCAUUCCUAAGCUUGUCCAAAGAAUUAACUCCAUCUACAAUGCCAAGAGGGGAAAGAAGAGGUUAAAAAAGCUGUCUAUGUCCAGCGUUGAGACGGCAUCACUGAGAGAUGAGAAUAGUGAGAGCGAGAGCGACUCCGACGACAGGUUCAAAGCCCACACGCAGCGCCUGGUCCACAUCCAGUCGAUGCUGAAACGCGCGCCCAGCUAUCGGACCCUGGAGCUGGAACUGCUCGAGUGGCAGGAGCGGGAGCUUUUCGAGUACUUUGUGGUGGUGUCCCUCAAGAAGAAGCCAUCUCGAAACACCUACCUCCCUGAAGUCUCCUACCAGUUUCCCAAGCUGGACCGACCCACCAAACAGAUGCGGGAGGCAGAGGAGAGGCUCAAGGCCAUUCCCCAGUUUUGCUUUCCUGAUGCCAAGGACUGGCUUCCUGUGUCAGAGUAUAGCAGUGAGACUUUCUCUUUCAUGCUGACUGGGGAAGACGGCAGCAGACGCUUUGGCUACUGCAGGCGCUUACUGCCCAGUGGGAAAGGGCCUCGGCUGCCAGAGGUAUACUGUGUCAUCAGCCGCCUCGGCUGCUUCGGCUUGUUUUCCAAGGUCCUAGAUGAGGUGGAGCGCCGGCGUGGGAUCUCUGCCGCCUUGGUCUAUCCCUUCAUGAGAAGUCUCAUGGAGUCGCCCUUCCCUGCCCCAGGGAAGACCAUCAAAGUGAAGACAUUUCUUCCAGGUGCUGGCAAUGAGGUGUUAGAGCUGCGGCGGCCCAUGGAUUCCCGGCUGGAGCACGUGGACUUUGAGUGCCUCUUCGCCUGCCUCAGCGUGCGCCAGCUCAUCCGGAUCUUUGCCUCGCUGCUGCUAGAGCGCCGGGUCAUUUUUGUGGCAGAUAAGCUCAGUACCCUCUCCAGCUGCUCCCAUGCCGUGGUGGCCUUGCUCUACCCCUUCUCCUGGCAGCACACCUUCAUUCCUGUCCUUCCGGCCUCCAUGAUUGACAUCGUCUGCUGUCCCACACCCUUCCUGGUUGGCCUGCUCUCCAGCUCCCUCCCCAGACUGAAGGGGCUGCCUGUGGAGGAGGCACUGAUGGUGAAUCUGGGAUCCGACCGAUUCAUCCGACAGAUGGAUGAUGAGGACACGCUGUUACCGAGGAAGUUGCAGGCGGCUCUGGAGCAGGCUCUAGAGAGGAAGAGCGAACUGAUCUCCCAGGACUCUGACAGUGACUCCGAUGAUGAAUGUAAUACCCUCAAUGGGCUGGUGUCGGAGGUGUUUAUCCGGUUCUUUGUGGAGACUGUUGGGCACUACUCCCUCUUCCUGACUCAGAGCGAGAAGGGAGAGAGGGCCUUUCAGCGAGAGGCCUUCCGCAAGUCUGUGGCCUCCAAGAGCAUCCGCCGUUUUCUUGAGGUUUUUAUGGAGUCUCAGAUGUUUGCUGGCUUCAUCCAAGACAGGGAGCUAAGAAAAUGUCGGGCAAAGGGCCUCUUCGAGCAGCGAGUGGAGCAGUAUUUAGAGGAACUCCCAGACACUGAGCAGAGUGGGAUGAAUAAGUUUCUCCGAGGUUUGGGCAACAAAAUGAAGUUCCUCCACAAGAAAAAUUAGGCUCCUUCCCCAGUAACGGGGCCCAGUGCCUUGCCGAGCCUCGAGCCUGCGGACGGGCCAGCUUGGAACCCCUGCGCUGCUGUGGCCGCCCUGCCCCCACAGACCCCGCCCUCCAAGCCAGCCCACCUCUGCCUUCACGAUAUCCCAGGAUACUGUUUGUAAAUAAUCUGCUGUAAGCUUUCUUAUCUCUUUUUGUAACAAGCAAAGAGAAUCUGGUAAAUAUUUGUAUAUUCCCAAGGGGCUGGGUGCUGGCGACUGGCCAAUUAUGUGCAGCUGACUGUCUCAGCCGAACCACUGAUCUUCCCCUGGAGGCUCCUGGCCUGCCUGCCUGAGGCCCCUGCUGCCAGUCUCGGGCCCUGGAGAGCAGAUGCUGUCUUGUUCUGUACAGGAGGACUAUUUUUUUUUUUUAAAUCUUAGAGUUUCUAUUUUUUUCUAGUAGUCACCCCUCCCCUAACCCUCCGUUUUUGAAAGGCAAAGGCCAAUCAAUUCCCAUUUGCAGCAUGGUACCAGGCACUUGGGCCUGGCCUUCUCUUGUUCCUCCCACCUUUGUGAUGGUCAGUGAGUCACGGGAAGCCCACCCCCCACCUCCGGCUGUGCCAGUGCUCUCCUGGCCCAGCUCCCAGUCAGUGGUGGCCAUGAUGCGGUACAGGGCAUCCCUCCUUCCCACCAUCUACGGGUGUUCUCAAUAAACAGUGUACAGUUGUUUGGGCCCAGAGCCCUACGUGUUCCUUGGCUUCAUUUUCUAGAGUUCUCUCUCCUGGGAGAUGGGCUGAGAUGGGCCGAUCAGGAAUGAAACACCAUCGUGCAGGGAAUUGAGUACUCCAUUAAGAGUUUAGCUUCAGUGUGAGUCACGUACCUGCCCUGAAAUCAAGUUCUCUGGCUGGAACCGAAUGAUUGGUCUUAGAAGAUACCUUGUCGUUGUUCUUGUUCAGCUUGCCUCUUCAAUAACCAACUGUUCAGACUGUCUGUAAGCGUUCCCAGUGAUGCAAAGAAUGCUCAGUGCUUUCAACUCCACUGUUAGGUGAAUCUGAACAUUUUCCUAUUUAGUAUGAAGCCCUUAAGAUAUCCUUGGGUAUCCUGACAUUGGUGGGGAGAAGCUCAGCAAAAGCCAACCCAGGCUUGUUCAUAGCCCUGACCCAUUGCCUAUAGCUCUUCUGUCAUUCUGUGACUAGUCUUCUCCUGUUGGAUCCCUACGUUUGCAUGCAGAAACUUUUGCAAUAUUCCAUGGAAAAGCAAGAAGAGAAGCACAGCGGGGAAUAUGGGUGGCUGAGGCUUUUCACCCACCCAAGACCUUCGCAGAGCAGAGACCGUGAAAAUUUCCAAGGUGAGAGAUGAGGCAGUAAGCUGGAACUCUUUUCAUUGGAAUUCAGUUUGGGGCUGGCAGGAUUUGAACCAAGGAGUAGAUCUUUCCUGUCCUUCCACCCUGGCCUACUUAAACAAGAGACAGUCCUAUCCUUAAUUCCCUUCCCUCCUUCUCCCCAUUUCCACUGAGGCCUGGGCCGGUCCCAACGUGUCUGGGGCUUGGGGUUGCUAUCUGCCUUCUAUAGUAGAGGGUUUGUCUUCUGGGAAGACGAAGUCUCUUCUCCUCUGAAAGAGUCUCCUACAUAGUUGGCUUUUGGCAUCUUCCAGGAAUAGGGAGGCAGAGACUGAGGCCUCAUGAGUCUGAGUUUUCAGCUGAGGUAGAGAAGACAGUGCUUAUCACCGGAAAGUCCAGAGUCGGGUGUAGUUACCUCCAGGACUCAUUCCUGUUAACCCAGCCUGGGCUUCGUGACAGUCACAGAAGCAGAUUCCUUAACAAUA